Molecule: messenger RNA, 1071 nt
Organism: Fraxinus pennsylvanica
Lineage: Eukaryota; Viridiplantae; Streptophyta; Magnoliopsida; Lamiales; Oleaceae
Source: the annotation of a GenBank genome assembly
AUGAAGAAUGAAGAGCAAGCACGGACUCUGUUUGGGAUUUCUCUUUCUGAGAGGCCCAGAUGGAAACAAUUCCUCAUUUGCUCUUCUGGGUUCUUCUUUGGUUAUCUUGUCAAUGGCAUCUGUGAGGAAUAUGUGUACAACAGGCUCCAAUUCAGCUAUGGAUGGUACUUCACGUUUGUUCAAGGAUGGGUGUAUAUAUUCUUGAUUUACUUGCAAGGCUUCACUCCAAAGCAAAUGGUGAACCCAUGGAAGACUUAUGUGAAGCUCUCUGCUGUGCUCAUGGGUUCAAAUGGACUUACCAAAGGCUCUCUGGCUUUUCUCAACUAUCCGGCACAGCUCAUGUUCAAAUCCACCAAGGUUUUGCCAGUGAUGGUAAUUGGAGCCUUCAUUCCUGGUUUGAAACGAAAAUAUCCACCUCAUGAAUACAUAUCUGCUGUGCUUUUGGUGGUGGGUUUGAUCCUUUUCACCUUAGCGGAUGCUCAUACUUCGCCAAAUUUCAGUGUGAUUGGUGUCUUGAUGGUAUCUGGCGCGUUGAUUAUGGAUGCCUUUUUGGGGAACUUGCAAGAAGCUAUCUUUACCAUGAAUCCUGCAACAACGCAGACGGAAAUGCUUUUUUGCUCUACCCUUGUUGGCAUGCCUUUCUUGAUCCCACCAAUGCUUUUCACAGGAGAACUAUUUAAGGCAUGGAGUUCAUGCUCUCAGCAUCCUUAUGUUUAUGGAGUUCUGGUAUUUGAAGCCAUGGCAACCUUUAUAGGACAAGUGUCUGUUCUUUCCCUAAUUGCCCUAUUCGGUGCUGCCUCGACCGCAAUGGUGACGACAGCUAGGAAAGCAGUUACUCUAUUGCUGUCGUAUCUGAUCUUCACAAAGCCGUUAACUGAACAACAUGGGAGUGGACUUCUGUUGAUGUCUAUGGGGAACAUAUUGAAGAUGUUGCCAGAUAAUAAGUCCUCCAAGAAGAGAUCGACUACUCCAUCUCCUCCUCCUCCCAUGGUUGAAAAGGAAUCUCAGAGUGAAGACAACAGGUUUCAAAUUGGAAGUGAAGAAGCAGAGGAAAAAAAGCCGUUGGUCUGA